AAGGGAGACCCAUGGAAGGCUUGAAGCUGUCAUACUCUCUGCACCUGAGCCAUGGCGGGAAGACUCUCCACCCAUUUACUGCUUCGACCUUAGUUUCAAGAUUUCAUCCCAAAUGCUACCUUCCUCUUUCCACCGGUUGUAGGCAAUAUGCAGGCUUCAUUGUCCAAGCAUUAGCCUUAGUCUAUCCUAAAAGCUUGUCCUUUAGACAUUUUGGUAUGGGCAGAGUACAAGAAUUACGAUUCACUGCAGGAAGGACAUCAGCAUCUAUGCAACCUAUAACUGAGGAACUUGAGGAUGAUAAGUCCAAGGAUUUCCCCACGAGUGGGGAUUCCAUACGACAGCGGUUUCUUGAUUUUUAUGCUGCACGUGGUCAUAAGGUUCUUCCAAGUGCCUCUCUUGUCCCAGAUGAUCCAACAGUUCUACUGACAAUUGCAGGAAUGCUUCAAUUCAAACCUGUAUUCCUUGGAAAGGUGCCCAGACAAGUGCCUCGUGCCACAACUUCUCAGAGGUGUAUUAGAACAAAUGAUGUUGAGAAUGUAGGCCGGACAUCUCGGCAUCAUACAUUCUUUGAGAUGCUCGGAAAUUUCAGUUUUGGAGAUUACUUCAAGAGAGAUGCAAUUAAAUGGUCCUGGGAGCUUUCAACCAUGGAAUUUGGAUUGCCAGCUGACAGAUUAUGGAUUAGUGUUUAUGAGGAUGACAAUGAAGCUUUUGCUAUAUGGCAUGAUGAGGUGGGAGUUCCUGUGCAGCGUAUAAAGAGACUGGGUGCAGAUGACAACUUCUGGACCAGUGGAGUAACUGGUCCCUGUGGUCCAUGCUCUGAGAUAUAUUAUGAUUUCCAUCCUGAGAGGGGACAUUCAAAUGCUGACCUGGGAGAUGGUACUAGGUUCAUAGAAUUCUACAAUCUUGUUUUCAUGCAAUAUAACAAAAGAGACGAUGGUUCACUUGAACCCUUAAAACAGAAGAAUAUAGAUACUGGGCUGGGCUUAGAGCGAAUGGCUCGCAUCCUUCAGAAGGUUCCAAACAAUUAUGAAACUGACUUAAUUUUCCCCAUUAUAGAGAAGGCCUCAGAAUUGGCAAAUGUUUCUUACACUCUUGCAGAUGAUCCUACAAAGGCAAACCUUAAAAUAAUUGGAGAUCAUCUGCGUGCAAGUGUUUAUCUUAUAUCAGAUGGCGUAGUCCCAUCUAAUAUUGGGAGGGGUUAUGUAGUUCGACGGCUCAUCAGAAGGACUGUUCGUACUGGCAGGUUACUUGGUAUAAAGGGAGAUGGGAAGGGAAAUCUUGAAGGAGCAUUUUUGCCAAUACUUGCCAGAAAAGUAAUUGACUUAAGCAGUCAUAUAGAUUCAGAUGUGAAGACAAGAGCACCCCGCAUUCUGGAGGAGUUAAAAAGGGAAGAAUUACGAUUUGUUAUAACAUUGGAGAGAGGAGAAAAGCUUCUUGAGCAAAUGUUGGCGAUUGCAUUAUCAAGUGCGCAAGAUAAUGGGACUGUACCUUGUUUAUCAGGGAAGGAUGCAUUUCUCCUGUACGACACAUAUGGGUUUCCUGUGGAGAUAACAAUGGAAGUGGCCGGUGAACGUGGUGUCAAUAUAGAUAUGAAUGGCUUUAAUAUUGAGAUGGAGAACCAAAGACGUCAAUCUCAGGCUGCACAUAUUGCUGUUAAACUUGCAGUUGAAAAUGGUGCAGAUCUGACAGACAAUAUUCCUGACACUGAAUUUCUGGGUUAUGACACCCUUUCUACCAGAGCUGUGGUUGAGAGUCUCUUGGUGAAUGGGAAACCAGUGUUACAGGUUGCUGAAGGAAAUGACGUGGAAGUUUUGCUGAAUAGGACACCCUUUUAUGCUGAAUCAGGUGGUCAAAUUGGAGAUCAUGGUUUUCUGUGUGUUACUGAAACUGGUAACCAACUGAAAGCUGUUGUAGAAAUAAAAGAUGUACAAAAAUCUCUAGGUAACAUAUUUGUUCAUAAGGGGACUGUAAUAGAAGGGGAGAUAGAGGUUGGCAGAGAAGUUGAAGCUGCGGUAGAUGCAGACUUGAGGAAGCGGGCUAAGGUUCAUCACACUGCUACUCAUUUGCUACAAGCGGCACUAAAAAAUGUAAUAGGCCAGGAAACAUCACAAGCUGGUUCAUUAGUGGCUUUUGAUCGCCUUAGAUUCGAUUUUAACUUCCACCGACCACUAAAGGAUAAUGAACUUAUGGAAAUUGAAGGACUUGUCAACAGAUGGAUUGCGGAUGCUACACUUCUGCGGACUAAAGUCAUGCCUCUAACUGAUGCAAAAUUGGCCGGAGCUAUCGCAAUGUUUGGAGAAAAAUAUGGAGAACAGGUGCGCGUUGUAGAGGUUCCAGGGGUAUCCAUGGAACUAUGUGGUGGCACUCAUGUCAGCAAUACUUCUGAAAUUCGUGGCUUCAAAAUAAUCUCAGAACAGGGGAUUGCAUCAGGAAUCAGGCGCAUUGAAGCUGUUGCUGGUGAAGCUUUUGUUGAAUAUGUCAGUGCAAGAGAUAACCAUAUGAAGCAACUAUGCUCCACUCUUAAAGUAAAAGCUGACGAAGUGGUAACUAGGGUAGAAUCUCUUUUGGAAGAAUUGCGAAUAGCAAGAAAUGAAGUUUCAGCCAUGCGUGGAAAAGCGGCAGUUUACAGAGCAUCAAUCAUUGCAAGCAAGGCAUUCACUGUAGGGACGUCGAAAACAAUCAGGGUGCUAGUUGAGUCCAUGGACGAUACUGAUGCUGAUUCACUAAAGAGUGCCGCUGACUAUUUGUUGGACACUUUACAAGAUCCAGCAGCAGUGAUUUUGGGUUCAUGUCCAGGUGAAGGGAAGGUAAGCCUAAUUGCUGCAUUUUCUCCAGGGGUUGUUGAUUUGGGAAUUCAAGCGGGGAAGUUUAUAGGGCCUAUAGCUAAGUUGUGUGGAGGAGGAGGUGGUGGUAAGCCUAAUUUUGCUCAGGCAGGUGGGAGGAAACCUGAGAAUUUGAUGAGUGCGUUGGAUAAAGCUCGAGCAGAGUUUGUUUCCAUUCUAUCUGAAAAAACAAGCUGAAAAUCAUCAGCAGUGUCUAAGCACGAAAUUUCUGGUCAGAUUGAGUUCAGUUGACAAUCUCCAAACAUCUGAAAGCAUCAACAUGUCCCUAUAUACAAGUGUUCGUCAAGCAGUCUUACAUUCAUGAUCACAUCCUAAGACGCCAGCAGCAUAUUACACCUUUUCUUUUGGUAGGAGGCAAAAAUUGUGAAGUGCAUUAUAUGUUCUAGCUGUAUUUGUACAAAUUUAUGCAAUUCUGUUAGAUAUAUAUUACCCCCGAGUGGGCCAAAUUGUACAUAUCUAUCAAAUGUUGAGCCCUUAGAAUCAGGCUUGAGAUAGUUUAAUGAAUUGGAAGCAGGA
Molecule: messenger RNA, 3359 nt
Organism: Ilex paraguariensis (yerba mate)
Lineage: Eukaryota; Viridiplantae; Streptophyta; Magnoliopsida; Aquifoliales; Aquifoliaceae
Source: the annotation of a GenBank genome assembly